Messenger RNA from Prunus mume (Japanese apricot), 781 nucleotides. Its product is annotated as Oligosaccharyltransferase complex/magnesium transporter family protein. The record is from RefSeq and is a predicted model, not a curated record. Lineage: Eukaryota; Viridiplantae; Streptophyta; Magnoliopsida; Rosales; Rosaceae. Gene Ontology annotation, cellular component: oligosaccharyltransferase complex.
CCCAUCUAACUCCCAACUCACCCUCAGAUAGUCGGGAUAGUCAUCACCCUUCAGUCCCCUACACUCCACACGGCAACUCCCCACCAAAACCGAAAUCCGACCCAUCCAAAAUGCCCCCAAAAUCAGAAACCCAGCCCCCAACCACCGCCACAACCACCACCCCCUACGACCCAUCCUCCGCCUCCAUCGACCCGCUUUUCCUCUUCAUUCGGAUCCUCCCUUACAGCUUCCUCCGCCCGCCCCGACUCCGACUCAAGCUCCCAUCCCUCACCCUCCCUUCCCCCAUGACCGUCUACGCCCUCGUUCUCCUCACCUACUUCAUGGUCGUCUCUGGAAUCGUCUACGAUGUCAUUGUCGAGCCUCCGGGCAUCGGAUCUACCCAGGACCGCCUCACGGGUUCGGUUCGACCCGUCGUCUUCCUCCAGGGCCGGGUCAACGGGCAGUACAUAAUCGAGGGUCUGUCGUCCGGGUUCAUGUUCGUGCUGGGCGGGAUCGGCAUUGUGCUGAUGGACUUGGCCCUGGAUCGAAACCGAGCCAAGAGUGUGAAAGUCUCGUAUGCCACUGCAGGGAUAUCUUCGGUCGUUUUGGCCUAUGUUAUGAGUAUGCUCUUUAUUCGCAUCAAGAUCCCGGCUUAUCUUCAUUAGGUAGCUAAUUAGCACCUUAAUUUUCAAUUUCGAUUUCAGUUUCAGUUGAUCUUGCAAAUUGUGGACCUCAAUUAUGGUUUAAUUUAGACAUGGAGUUAUAUAUUUAUCGUAUAAUUUGAAUCUGAUAUCUCUCUGUA